Python bivittatus (Burmese python) is the source of this 2110-nucleotide messenger RNA. The record is from RefSeq and is a predicted model, not a curated record. NCBI's taxonomy places the organism in Eukaryota, Metazoa, Chordata, Lepidosauria, Squamata, Pythonidae.
GUGAUGCAUAAAGCCCAAGAGUAUUAGAAAGUUUGUAUGCCUAAUGAUUGUUUAUACUCAAUUUGUGUUCUGCCCCUUCCUUAAAAAAAAUAAACAGUGUACAACAAAGGAGUUAAAUUAUUAAGACUACAGGUUGAUUCCAAUUAAUCUUUAAUUUUAGAAGAAAAAUAUUGAUCUCUCUGAGUACUGCUAAGAGAACCCAAGGGAAAUAGGGUUAAAUUCUGUAGAGUAGGUUAGUUAACCUAUAAUAAGGAUUGCUUUAUCCCAGGUGGUGGAAUUAAAUUUGAACAGCUACAUACCCAUUUACAAUUCUGAUCAGGUUGGGGCAUGAUCUACAGGCAAAAGUCAAGUAGAGCUUGAUGACUUGAAUGGCAUAAAAGUGCUAGGUGUUUAUGAAUUACCCCAAAGGUCUGAGUAGAUGAUACAUUUCUUUAGUUUUCUCUGUGGUAUUAUUUAUAAGAUAUUACAUAUAUCCUGGUAUUUAAAUUAACAGACUACUAAUCUGUUGAAUAUUUGGGGGGGGGGUUAAAAUGAAUCAUCUUUUCAAGAUUGUUAGUUAAAACCUGCUGUACCAUUUAUUUUGGAUUUAGAAUUAGAUCUAAAUUAGUUUUAAAAGCAGUAUUACUAUAAAUGUAAAUGAAACUUGGUGGAAAAUGUUAAGAAUAUGGAUGCUCAUCUGCUAAUUUUACAGAAUAUUUGCAGAUUUUACACAAAAAAAAUCUGAAACAACUGGUAAAGGUGUCUUUAUAAUUAUUAUUUCAAAAACAUGACACGUAAGAAAAAGUGUGGGGAAGAGGAAAAAGCAAGCAAGCUCAAGCAGUCCAUUCUUAAAGGAUACCGACUGACUGACCAGUUCUAUGAUCUCCUGAUUCAGAAAUUUGACAGACAAAGAAGAGGGCAGGUGGCCUUUGAUGACUUCAUUCAGUGCUGUGUUGUACUGCAGAAAUGGACAGAUGUCUUCAGACGCUAUGAUACUGAUCAGGAUGGUUGGAUACAAGUAUCUUAUGAACAAUAUCUUUCUAUGGUCUUCACUGCUGUAUGAUUGUAAAUAUUGUCUGUGAUCAAGGAAAAGAAUUUGCAAACUUGCAUACAAGAGAAAUGGAUAACUUUCAUUCUUCCAUACAGAACAAGAGGUUUAGAAAUACGUGCAUUGCUUAAAGAUUCUGUUAUUCAUUGCAAAAGGUGCUAUAGCUGUAAGAUUCAGCAUUGUAUCAUGUAUAUUUUAUUGCUGGAAGUAAUGUUUAAAUGCCAAACAGUAGAAUUCUUAUUCAAAUUUGCACACUAUUGUAUUUGUCUUUUUAAAAUAGGAAGCGCAAAACAAAUUAAAUUUUUAUCCUAUGUCUUCACAGCAGGAAUGACCUUAAAUGCACAGGUGUCAAGAUAUACACUUGUAUUGUUUCUCCCACUUAGAUUAGGUUUCAUCUGCUUCUUCCAUUUAUUAUUAAAAAAAAGAAAAGAAAAUUAAUGUUAUUCUUCUUCCUGGGAUUUUUAAAUUCUGAGUAAGCACAGAGAUUUAUUACUACUAAAGCUGAAUAAUUCUGCUUUUUCUGUAUCUUCAGGUGUAAUAAAAAGGUUUACUGCCUUUCCUCUCUGACUUGGAGAUAUAGCUGGGUAUGAAUAUAUUGCUACAGUCAUACUGUGUAUAAAAAUGUUUUGUAACUAAACACGUUGCAAUUUUGAGCGGAGUUUUACCUUCAGCAGUUGCUUAGGAUGUGCUGCUAGCCUAAAUAAUACUUUUCUGCACACACCUAGAACUGGGAAGGAGGGUCAAGAUCCAGUCUAUUUUGGAAUAGUACAUGGCCACACAAGGGCUGCAUUUUCAACCAUGCAUAAUUUAUUAUAUGCCUAAUUUACUAACUGCAUAGCAUUUCUGCAGUAUGAUCCUAUCUUUUAUAUGGCAAGCAACUUGACUGCCAUAUAUGUUGCAUUUACUUCCUCUACCUUACGUCACAAAACAGAAAACUUGUGAAACAAAAUUUAUUCGCUGAAAUUUCAUUGAAGAGUAUUAGUCCUGAUUUACAUGGCAAAUGAAUAUCCCUAAAUAGUAGAACUGAUAGCCUCAUUUGGAAUGUACUGAUAUAUAUUUCCACUCGUGUUGACUUAGUGCCGU